Molecule: messenger RNA, 3416 nt
Organism: Neocloeon triangulifer
Lineage: Eukaryota; Metazoa; Arthropoda; Insecta; Ephemeroptera; Baetidae
Gene: Sec5
Product: exocyst complex component 2
Exons: 17
Coding region: 148-2841 (897 amino acids)
Biological process (GO): exocytosis; Golgi to plasma membrane transport
Cellular component (GO): exocyst
Source: RefSeq, a predicted model, not a curated record
UAGGGUUUAAGGCCCAGGAAGUUUGGUCGGUCACUGAACGUAAACAUUGCUGUUUUUGACAAGUGGUUGAUUUUUUAAUUGUACUCAAAUGAAGAUAUAAUAAUUAAUAACAGCUUUACCUAACAAAGGACUAGACUAAGACACGUUAUGCCUGCUCCUGCGCCGGUGGUCACGGGCAUUUCGCCCAAAGAAGGUCCUCCAGGAACUCGGGUCACAAUUCGAGGAGAAAAUUUUGGAAACAGCCCAAGAGAUCUGAUCGGUCUGACAAUAUGCGGCUGCAACUGCAUCUUGUCGGCAGAAUGGAUCACUCCAAACAAGAUCAUUGCAAGGUCUGGCCCUGGCAAUGGCAAGGGCGACAUCGUCGUCAUCACCCGGCUUGGAGGGGUUGGUGGUUGCACUGUUCAAUUCAGAGGUUACAUGGAGACAGUUGGUCCUUUGAAGGAAAGUGCGGUUUGGGUCGAGGAGGAAAUCAGUUCUUGGGGUCGAAGAGCCCUCACAACUACUGCCAUGCAGCAGCAAGAUCCAUUGGGUCUCUCAGUUGAAGACUCGUCAAAAUCAUUGCCUGAUGAUCAGAUGAACGAAUAUUUUCCUCACCCAAGCAGCGAGUCGUUGUCCUCGGAGGACUUUCUGCCAGCAAGAUUUUUGCUGAAGCACCACCGAGGCACCAGUUUUGACGACCUGAAAGCUGGUCUGUCUCAUCUUCAGCGCAAAGUGGGGGCUCACAAGGAAGGCCAGCUGUCUUUUUUGAAGGCCAAUGUUGGUGCCGUCAUGGACCAGCUAGACACUCUGUGUGUGCUGAGGGACAAGUUUGAGAUGGAUGCCCUUCAGGUUCGCAUGAUGCCAACCAUCAGUUUAGAGCAGAGCAUCGAAGCCUCAAGAAGAGAAGCAGACCGCCUAUUUAAAGAGGUACUAAAUCGAAGGGACAAUGCUGACGCAGCUCGAAACGCCCUUUCAGCAAUGCAGAGGAACAAAUUUCUCUUUAUGCUUCCUACUAGCAUCGAGAAAAAUAGCAUGAAGGGUGAUUACGACUUAAUUGUCAACGACUACACUCGAGCCAAAUCCCUAUUUAGUGACUCGGAUAUAGAUAUUUUCAAGAAAGUUUUUGAGGAGGUUGACAAAAGAAUUGAUGCUCUGAUUGCUCGGCUCAAAACUCAUUUGACCACAAUGCCUUGCACUCUUGAUGACCAGAAAAAAUUGGCUAGAAAUUUGGCGAGUUUGGAUGGUGAAAAUAACCAUGCUUGGAAUGCAAUUGAAGCGAGAUUUAAAUACCUUUUGGAGUCUUUAACUGCACCGCCUGAAAAGCAACCUGAAAAUCUUCUUAGCCCUGCAUCAAACCCACCUGCACUGGGUGCAAACGCGGGAAAUCAAAAUUGGCAGGGCGAGUUACCGAGCAAGGUGCAAGUUGUGGAAGACAGCUUGGAAGUUUUCACAUUCCAAUUUCCGGAGCUGUGGAAAUUAGGCCAGGCGUACUUCAGUGGCGAGUUGCAGGUUGAAGCUUCUCCAGGUCACAACAGAUUAUUUAAGGAUAUGGUAUUGAAGAGCAUCAAGACUCUAUGUGAUUUGGUCAAAGAGAACCUGACCGUUCCAAGUGGUACGCUAACUCCAAAGCACAAGAGCUCUAGUAAAAGCUCAACAGAUUUUGGCCCUUGGCUGCCCCACUGCCUGACUGAAAUGAUAAUCCUCUACAAUAGCCUCCGAGGACUGGACUUGCCGUCUGAAGCUUUGGCACAGGUCAACAGCUUAAUCCAAGACCUGAGGUUCCACUGUUUGUUUGUAAUACUGAAGCAAACGACGGAUCAAGUUCGAAUGCUUUACAAGCAGGAGAACUGGAUGCCUGACCUGCAGAGUUCAACUUUGCCAGGCAGGCAGAGCAGUGGUUUGGUCACUUCGCUGCCUUCAUUGUUCGAAGGCAAAAUCACUGAAGCAGUUACCCUUCUCAAGGAGUCAAUUUUUGUCAACAUUCCGGGCGAAUCGUCUGUCAACCCCAUUCUAACCAAUCCAACUGUUCACUCGCAGUACGGAUCCCUUGUGCAGAACAUUUUCCACGCCUUCACUCAGACUUUGGAACAUUUGUCCUCGAGUAAAGAGGUUCAGAGCGCAAGUCCCAUGUUUCUCUCUCAAAUCUUGACUGGUUCAGUGCCGUCAUCGAGAUCGAGCAGCAAAAAGCAUCCUAGUGAGAAUCCUCUUCUUUUGAUUCUUAGCAACUGUCUGCACACCCGAGACGUUGUUCUUCCUUCUGUGAUGAAAACGCUCUCCUCGCUGACAGGGGGUCAAGAGACUCCACCACUGGCUCUGGCUCGUGAGGCUGCUGUGAAUUCGUUGAGCACAUUGGACAGAAGCAUUUGUGAAAAAUAUCUUGAGAGCAAAACUGACCCUUUGGUCGGAACGAUUGAGCCCUCUAUGUACAUUGGCGAAUUCGACUGGGCGAAGCUGCCGGAAAAAAGUGCAACCCAAAGAGGAGACUUGCGCCCCUACAUUAAAGAGAUAAUUGCCAAUCUCAUUUCUGUCAACUGCGAAGUGCAAAAUGUGUUGCCCAGUCAAUGCCAGCGCAUCCAGUCGUACAUAGUGGAGAUGAUUGCCGAAGAGGUGUCUCGGCUCAUGUCUUGCAUUCCAAACUUCAACGAAGAGGGGGUCCUGCAGGCGCACAUCGACCUUACCUUCCUGAGGAAAACCCUUGCACCUUUCAGUACACCUACGGCCAGGGCGUUUUUUAACGAAGCAAUUGAGGCUAUUCCUCCUUUGGAAAAUGACAAACAAAAAAGGUUGUUGGAACAGGUUUUUAUUGGGAUCGAGGCUAGGAUGCGGCUGCAGCUGCUGAGUUUGACUUCGCCUUCUGUGUAAGAUCACCAUCUAAAGAAGUGUAUCAUAAAUUUAUUAUGAUGAAAGAUUUAUGCAAAGUUUUCGUUAAAACUAAUUAUGUUAACAACAAUAAAAAGUAAUUAUAACUUAACAAUUCACCUCAAAUAUUUAAAUUUUUUGAUUUGAACAAUAAUUUGUCUUUUUUUUAUUUACACGUCCUAAACUAUAUAUAUAUGGUUAAAAGAAUAUUUUAUAUCACAUAAUUAAAAUAAAUUGAACAUAUUAUUUUACUUUCUUGAACAGUUUUUAUUAAAUAGUGUUUCUUUUAGUUACAAUGAUAAUAUUAUAAUUUAAAUAUUACGCAUCACAAAUAAUAGUCAGUGAAAUCUACUUGGCUAUUGAUGGACAGAGGAGGGGUGUUAAAGUAUAAUAAGUGUAUUUUCCUGUGUGUACAACAUAUAUAUAUAGAACAGUGGAGAUAAAAUAAUUAUAUCAACAGAGAAGAAAACUGAUAAAAAAAAAAAAAAUAUUCGUUUGUCGUUUCAGAAAGAAAAAUGCACAGUAGCAUAUUUUCCUUUUAUUUUCAAAGAGGGAUAAGCUGCGCGAGCGUCACAGCC